CAGUUCUGGUAUAAAAACCGAGACUAGAACUUUGCCGUCUUUACUAACACUCGGAUAUUGUGACAAAAAAUAUUCGAAAAAAAAAGAAAUUUACGAUUUUCAUAAUGAGCGUGUUAGUUUGGUUCAUUUCGCUUCUCGCUUGUGUUGUUGCUAGAACUUGGCCCGCUCUUCCGGUUACUCAAUCAAUACCAGAGGCUUCCCCAACAAUCCAACAACGGAUCGUAAACGGAUUGUCAGCAUCUGUUCACCAAUUUCCCUGGUUUGUUUCAAUACGAUCACAAGCUCGAAACGGAUUACAAUCGAUUUGUGGCGGAUCUUUAAUAUCUCCUGAAUGGGUUCUCACUGCGGCACAUUGCACUCAUAAUUACGUUUCAUACAACCUUGGCUUCGGAUCCAACAAUCUGAACGCUCCACUGCAAUCGUUGACUUCUACACACGCCGUCGAACAUUUACGAUACAACCCGGACACACUAAACUACGAUAUCUCUGUGAUUAAACUACCAGAGGCAAUUGAAUACACGGCACACAUUUAUGCGGUGCGCUUGCCAACACUUAAUCAAGCGCGUCAAGGUCAAUUUCACACGACAAAGGCUAGAGUUUGUGGAUAUGGCCGGACUGGUGAUGGCACCCAUCAAUUGUCAACCGAUUUGAAUUGGGUGGAUAAGCGAAUCAUAUCAAAUGAUCAGUGUACACGAUCUUAUGGAUCGGUGGUUGUUCUUCCGUCGACACUGUGCACCCUAGGAUGGGAGAGCAAUUCGCAGAGUACAUGCAACGGUGACUCUGGCGGCCCGCUUUUGAUCGACGAAGGUGGUUUGUGGACACAAAUCGGUAUCGUAUCGUUCGUUUCAAACCAAGGUUGCGCAUCUGGACAUCCAGCUGGAUAUGUUCGUACGACAUCAUUCCUUAAUUGGAUAUCGGUAAAUACUGGCAUUGCGAUACGUCCAUAGGUCAAAUUAAUCUAACUAUUGAAUCGAGUUCUUUGGUUUAAUUAAAUUAAUUGGCAGAAAAAUUCAAAAUCAAUAAAAAAGAAACAUUUACUCGUUCACAGAAAAAAAAA
Bradysia coprophila is the source of this 1057-nucleotide messenger RNA. RefSeq names its product epithelial serine protease-like. Gene Ontology annotation, molecular function: serine-type endopeptidase activity. Gene Ontology annotation, biological process: proteolysis. NCBI's taxonomy places the organism in Eukaryota, Metazoa, Arthropoda, Insecta, Diptera, Sciaridae. The record is from RefSeq and is a predicted model, not a curated record.